UAACUAAAACGAUGCUGUUUCGAUUCUUUUCCGAAAAAACAAGAAAAAAAAAACCAGCCUUUAGCAGAUGUACCCCCGCCCCUAGCCCCUUCCUUCAGAUUUCAGAAAGCACUCGGCGGAGUGAGCCUGUGCCCCUGCAACCCUAGCCUCCACCGCCGCCGCAGGGAGUGAUCCAUUGCCGCAGGGAGUCCCACUCAGGGGCUUCUCUCUUCCUCCUGUCGGCGUUCUCGAAGUCUCCAACCCCUGUUAGCUCUCCGACUCACCAAUCGCAGGCGCGCAGCUUCUUCGUCUGCUCGCCGUCGUCUUCGUCUGCUCUCUUCUCGCCGUCGUCUUUGUCUGCUGACUCCGCUCGCCCUCGUGCUCGCCGUCUCAGACCGAAGUUUUCUUGUUAGGGUUCAAAAGCAGCGACGGCAUAUUGGAGCAGUGAUUACUGCUAAUACAACAAUGAAGUUUGAUAAAACCGACGCACUCUCAAUUUUUUCUGAAAUUAAGAAGCAACACAAGCAUAUUAAGCUUAAGAGGAGGUUUUUGUUGGCCUUUCCACCCACCAAAUCUGAGAGAAGAAAAUUGAAGAAGUCCGAAUUUUUCCAAAAGGAGUUUUUGUCCGAGUCUUUACUCAGGGAAGAUGAUUUAUUUUAUGAUACAGUAAGAGCUCGUGUUGAAAGUGCCUUUGGAGUAUCCGAUGUCGGAAUAGAUGAUGAUAUUCUUUUGGACGAUAUGCAUUUGAUUAACAUGCCCAAAGUGAAACUGAAAAGGUUGAUAUUAUCGGUCCUUGAUAAUUUGUCCACCAAGGGACUAUACCUUCUUGCAAAGAUUGUUGCGGAUGGCUCAGUCAAGUGUGAGAAAACUCGUCACAAUUUGAAGCAAACUGUCAAGGGUUCUCUCUCAAGUGCUCUUGGUAGCAAAAGGCUUAAUCACCGUCAGCUGGAAAGUCGUAAACAGAUUUUUCAUCUUCUCAGCAAUCCACAGCAAUUCCGAAAUAGGUGUGAACCUUUUUCUGUGUUAAAAUCUGAAUCUUGUUAUGCUGCUGCAGUGAAGGUACUGCGUCGGCUUGAGAGUUUUCCUUCUAAAACCUUGAUUGCAAUGUAUAACAAACUUAAGGGAGUGAAAUGCACGCAUCAGUUACAACCCUGUAAACACGGUUGGGGACGAAAAAAACUUAUCAAGCUAGUGAACAAAACCUGUAGGGAGAUGUUUUUUCAACUUGAUAGUAAAGGUGAUCUACAAGAGCCAUUAGCCAAAGCCAUGGCAGUAGCAGACUUAUCCCUAAAACUGACACUUGGUCGGGACAAAAUAUUUGCAAGAGAAUUUUACCAAUUCCCACCUGAUAUAAAAUCAUUGCAGACUAAUAUAAUGAAUGCUAUAUGGUCUGUUAAAAAUGAAGUUACAUUACCAGUGCUAAGAAAUUUACAGCUUCUGAUAGAACCCGAGGCCAAAAUAUCAAAUAGGAGCUUAAGGACAGCUUUUGUUAAUCUUUUGACCGAGUUUCUAUUUGAGUGUGUUGAUAUGGAUAGCAUUCCAAAGUCUCUAUCACAUAUCAUUGCUGUUAUUCAUAAGAAUUCAAAGAUCACAGACAAUGUAGUAUUCAGUAGGAAGUAUAUUGACAAAGAAGUUGACUACAUACUAGGUAUAAGUGCCCAGACAAAACAGAUUGUUUUGGAUUUGUUGCCUGACCAUGGAUUUGAUCAAGACUUUAAAGAUGCAUAUGGGGAGGAAUUGGAAGAAAGUAAUGAUAGUGAUAGUGGGGUUGAUGAUGAUGAUCAUGAUAAACUUAAUGAGGAUAGAAUAUAUUCAAACUAUGAAGCAGAAAGUAUUGGGGAUUUUGCACCAGUUUUGUUUCAACCCUCUACUUCCAUUAAAGAGGAAGAUGUUUCAUUCUGUCCAUCUACAACCAGUGGGAGGUUUUGUGGUGUUUCACCCGACAGAGAAUAUAUUGUCAACAAACCUGCCUUACAUGAAUCAGGUAGGUUUUGUGGUGCUUCACCCGACAGAGAAUAUAUUGUCGACAAACCUGCCUUACAUGAAUCAGGUACUGACGUAGUUAUGAGAUACGUCAUGAGAGACUCAUCUUGCAUGUCUUGUGAGGAAACAGAACCCACCUCCACUAAGCAAAGCAUCGAGAGGAACCAAUACCUAGCCAUCCAAGAUGCUUGUGAUAAGACAAGUAUGCUUGCAUAUAAUCUUGUAGGUCAUUUAUUGAAAGAAUUUGCCAUAAUUGAAGGCCUAGAUAUAAAAGCAAACCAGAGAUUAUACCUCAGCAGUGAUAAUCCAAUUGAAGAUGUCCAAGAAACGGAACAUUCCUCAUCUGGGAACACAGAAAGUUUAGCUGUCAUUCAAGUAGUUAAAGAGCUGUUUCCAGCCCUUCCAGAUAGUGCCAUGGAAAAACUGAAGAUAUUGAUGAGCUGAUACUGUUUCACAGACCAAAAGCUUCUACUCAACAAAAGCAUUCUGAAAUGGUUUCUCAUUUGGAUCAAGCUUUACUCAAUAACUCAACUUCUGAGUUUGUUUAGCAUGAGAUUUACCACUUUGUCUAGUGUUUUCUACAUAUGGCCCUGCAAUUAACUGCAAGCAGCAUAUUUAUUUGAUUUUAUAUUAUUUUUAUUUUUAUUCA
This is a messenger RNA of Arachis duranensis, 2611 nucleotides long. RefSeq lists its product as uncharacterized. Lineage: Eukaryota; Viridiplantae; Streptophyta; Magnoliopsida; Fabales; Fabaceae. The transcript is spliced from 7 exons. The record is from RefSeq and is a predicted model, not a curated record. Bases 445 to 2406 code for a protein of 653 amino acids.